AUGACGACAACAGAAGAAUCUUCAGACAACGCAAAACUGUUUUCUGAAGCUAUUAAAGAUGCUUUGAAAACUUCAGAAGAUGCAUUAAAUUCAGCUGAAGCUAUGAAUAAACAGAUUGAAGGUCUUUUAUCUGGAGAAGGAACUGGUGGCAUUAGUUUGUAUGAUUUGAAGAAUCAUGAGUUAUCGGCGUAUUUACUGAAUGUUGGUGUUCUGAUGGGCAAGAUGUCGCUGGGGGAAAGUAUUGAAGGUUCUUCAGCUUUGGAUGAAUUGGUUAAACUUAGAGUUGUAAGUUCUUUGUUAGUUUUUGCUUAAUUUUAGAUUUCAAAGAGAUGUUUUGGCUUUUUUAAAGUGGUGAUAAUGUAAAAUAAUAUAUGUAUCUUGUCGUGAUGUAAAACACUAUCGAUAUGGCCUUAUUUUGUAAAGGAAAGUAUUCUCUAUAAUUCUACUACAAUUUCAGGUGUUAGAAAGGAUAAGACCGAUUGAAAAGAAGCUAAAAACCCAAAUCGAUCAGCUGUUGCGUGGAAAUAAUGAAGAAGAUAAGGAGUUGACGAUGCACGCUCGACCAGACAUGUUUGAUGCCGAAGGAAGUGGUUCAGAAGAAGGAGAAGGUGAUGAUGAAGACACUAAAACAUUGAAGAAGUAUCAACCACCAAUGAUUGUGCCGAGACAUUUCGAUGAAAAUGGCGAGGAAAAGCGGGCUAAACAAGUAGGUGUUAUGAUUUUGAUUUUUUUGAAGUUUAGGUAUAUUAUGGGACAAAAUGGAUGAACAGUGUUGUUGAUAUGAUAAUUGACAAACUUAUGAAUGUAGUUUUAUAAUCUUGUUGGCUUUACUUUUUAUGGGGCGUGAAGUUUUUCAUGCUCAACGUAUUCUUGUUGAUGGUGACGUUAGGUUUUUGAAUUUUUCUUGCUUUCAGUUAAAUUUUUGAAAAUUCUUUUUAAUCUAUUUGAUAAAAAGGAUAAUUUGCUUGCUUUAUCAUGGGUUGUCAGUCAAAUAUUUUUAUUUAUUUUUGUUUUACUUUAACAAUAAGAUAAAAUACCUCAUUUCAGCUGGAACGAGCCCGCAAGAAGGCGAUGCAGUCCUCAUUGAUUCAAGAUCUUCGUGCUCAAUACUCAGAUGCUCCAACAUUGAUACGCGAAGGUCCAGCGAUGAAUAAAAUGCAGCGAGAACAGCAAAGAUUCGAGGAAAUGAACUACACAAGGUUAACAUUGAACAAACAUGAGAAGAAGAUAACAAAACGCAAAGAAAACAUGGAAACCUUGGAUUCGUUGUUGAAAUUUGGAGAUUAUAUGGCUAUGGACACGGUGUUGGAGCCAGGACAACAGAAGAAAAAGGUCAGAGGGCAAAAGAGGCGAGGUCAGCCGACUAAUAAGAAGGGGAAGAAGAAGAGACGAUAG
This is a messenger RNA of Bursaphelenchus okinawaensis, 1395 nucleotides long. NCBI's taxonomy places the organism in Eukaryota, Metazoa, Nematoda, Chromadorea, Rhabditida, Aphelenchoididae. The record is from the annotation of a GenBank genome assembly.